This is a messenger RNA of Durio zibethinus, 2331 nucleotides long. RefSeq names its product VAN3-binding protein-like. Lineage: Eukaryota; Viridiplantae; Streptophyta; Magnoliopsida; Malvales; Malvaceae. The record is from RefSeq and is a predicted model, not a curated record. Gene Ontology annotation, biological process: phloem or xylem histogenesis; auxin-activated signaling pathway; leaf vascular tissue pattern formation.
AAUUACAACUUUAAAGUCCCUCAAUAAAAACUACGACCAUUCCCCCAACACUUUUACGCUAUAUAAAACACAGCUCAGUUCCUUCUCUCACAAAAAGUUUCCUUCCUACAAAGAAAAAAAAAUGGAGAAACCAUUUGUGGAACCGUGGAGGCCUGAACCGGUGCCGUUGCGGUUCCGGCCACCGGAGAUACCACGUGAACCCAUGGAGUUCUUGUCACGUUCAUGGAGUGUUUCGGCUUUGGAAGUUUCAAGGGCUUUAGCUCCUACGUCUUCGCAAGCUGCUGGUUCUCAUCAAAUGUUUUUAGAAGGUUCUUCGAGUGGUAACGUUGUUAUACAAGAAGACAUAGCGGGUGAGCUUGAAGACAGUGGCAUAGUUUCGGGCAACCCUUUCUCUUUUGCUUCUUCUGAAACUUCCCAGAUGGUCAUGGAGAGAAUCAUGUCACAGUCGCAGCAAGAAGUAUCUCCAAGAACAUCAGGGAGGCUAUCUCAUAGCAGUGGACCAUUAACUGGAGCUCAAAGCUGUGGUUCCUUGACAGAUAGUCCUCCAGUUUCCCCUUCAGAGAUUGAUGAUGUUAAGCAAUUUUGUCGGGGCAGUAAUUCCCUCAACACGCAGUUCCGUACAACCACAACAGUUGCGGCUACCCCUGUUACAACUGCUGUGACAGGUGGUGGAAAGACGGUGGGACGAUGGCUGAAGGACAGGAGGGAGAAGAAGAAAGAAGAAACACGGGCUCAUAAUGCUCAGCUGCAUGCUGCUAUCUCUGUUGCCGGGGUUGCGGCAGCUGUGGCAGCUAUUGCGGCGGCCACUGCUGCCUCCUCGAGUGCUGGAAAGGAUGAGCAGAUGGCAAAGACCGAUAUGGCAGUGGCAUCAGCUGCAGCCCUUGUUGCUGCGCAAUGCGUGGAGGCAGCAGAAGCCUUGGGGGCUGAGCGAGAGCAUUUGGCCUCCGUAAUCAGCUCUGCAGUCAAUGUCCGGUCCGCUGGAGAUAUCAUGACCUUAACUGCUGGGGCAGCAACAGCAUUAAGAGGAGCAGCCACCUUGAAGGCAAGGGCCCUGAAGGAAGUAUGGAACAUAGCAGCUGUUAUUCCUGUGGAUAAAGGUGGUGGCAAUGGAAGCAAUGGUAGCUCUAAUGGUAGCUUUAGUGGGGAGCUUGUUCCGGAAGAGAAUUUCUUGGGAAUAUGCAGUAGGGAAUUGCUUGCUAGAGGUUGUGAUCUUCUCAAGCGCACUCGAAAAGGUGAUCUUCAUUGGAAGAUUGUCUCUGUUUAUAUAAAUAAAAUGAACCAGGUUAUGUUGAAGAUGAAGAGUAGACAUGUUGCUGGGACCAUUACAAAAAAGAAAAAGAAUGUGGUCUUGGAGGUGAUUAAAGAUAUGCCGGCAUGGCCCGGUCGCCACUUGCUUGAGGGUGGAGAGAAUCGGAAAUACUUCGGAUUGAAGACAGUGAUGCGCGGGGUUGUGGAGUUUGAGUGCAGGAACCAGAGAGAGUAUGAUAUUUGGACUCAGGGUGUGUCAAGGCUCCUCUCCAUUGCUGCAGAGAAGAACAAUAGAAAUAGAAUUUGAAGCUUUGGGUACACGAGGGGAGAAAUCUGACAGAAAGCGUAAUUACAUAUUGGGGGGUUAUAGGAUCAAAUGCCUCCAUGAUUUGAUGAGGCUGUGAUUUUUGUGUGUUUCCACUGUAAAAAAAAAAAAGUUGAAACUAAAGAAAAUAUUAUCCAAAUGGGAUUGUGGGCUUUUGUUCUUUAUUUUUGAACUGGAAAGAGUAAAGUGCUUCGAAUCAAAGUACCCAAAUCCAUGUGAUCCAAGUUCCAUGAUCUUUCACUGUUCAGCAAAGAAAACUGAGUAUCUUGGACCGGGAUGGUCAAAAGGAGAAGAAAGGAAUCUCAUUUUGGUGAAGGAAUGAUGAUAUUGGAGAUGAUAAAGACACCGCCGAUUCUCUGUGCUUAGUAUUUAUAUAUUUGUUUUAGCUAAGCUCUUUGGUUUCGUCAUUUUUUAAGAAGUUACCCUUUGGCUCUUAGAUUUAGGUGUGUUACAUAUGGUGGGACAGAUCUUCUUGAUUUAUAAUAUUUCAUUUUAAUAUUAUAUUAACUAAAGUUAAUCGAAGACUUUGGUGACUAUUUUAUUUGUCAGAUUAAUUGUCAGAUGGAUGCUGUAAAUAAUAACAGUCUCUGAGAAACCGUCUCAAAUAAUGCUUUUUCAGACUUGGAUGAAUCAAACAUUCGGUUGAAUUCAGGCUACAUACAAUAUUUUAAUUAAAUUGUAUAGUUGUUUGCUUUGUUAAUGACAAAUUGUUCUUUUUGGACUGAUGAGAGUUUAGGAGCAUGGGAUGCUCCGAUGAG